CUGGAUGUCACUUCAAACAUUGUAAUCAAAUUCAGCAUAGGACCCUGGAAUCUACUGAAGGUGGAUGCUGUACACAUUAUACACUGGGGUUUUAUCUGCACAUGCCCCCUCCACACGCCUUCUCUCCUCUUCUUUGUUUUGGUCAGUGUGGGCGAUUGAAUCCAGACCCUAUGUAUUCUGGGGCUGGUAUUCUGCCACUGAGUUGUAUCCCCAGACCUUCCUUAGUGCUGUGUUGUGUUCUUAGCCAGCUUUCUUACUUCCUUAAUCUUUUGGUGGUUUUGUUUGUUUUUGACAGGAUGUCUCCAUAGAGACAUAGAGGCCCAAAGUGGCCUAGAAGUCACUGUCAUCCUGGGAGGCCUUGAUGCCAUGAUCCUUCUAUGGCUGUCUCCUAAAUGCUAAGAUUUUGGAAUGUUUGGAAAACAUGAGAUUUCUUGAGGAUAAGACAGAAAUCUAAACACAGUUAUGUUUUAUAUGUACAAUAUAUAAUUUUGUUAUAUAUUAUAAAAUAUAAUUUUUAUACAUUAUCUAUAAUAUAUAGUCUGAAAGUAAUUUUGUAUAAUACCAAUUGAGUAUCUCUAAUCUGAAAAUUCACACCCCCAGUCAUCAUCUGUAAAGUCUGAGACUUAGAGCACCACUGGGACACUCAAGUUCAGAUUGUGGAUCUGACACGUGAAAGUUUCAGAUUUUCGAUACUUUUGUUUUAUGUGGGGGGGCGCAUGCCCAGGGCAUACAGACUAAGCACUUUGUCAGGAAGCUACACCUCAAGCCCCAAACUGAAAUCUGAAAUGCUAUGGGACACAAACCAUUUUUUUUUUUUUUCUUCCUUUUUCUUUCUUUGAUUCUGGAACUUUGAGACAGGAUUUUGCUACAUGGAUCUGGAUGGGCUGGAAUUGUCUGCUUGGCCAGAUUGACCUUGAACCUUUCUGGCAGUGUUACUGCCAGCCUUAGUCCCUCCCCUAAAUGCCUGAGCACUCAUAGGGGAAGAAAUAGUUCAGAUAAGGCAUAUGAAACAUUUGUUUGUUUAUUUGAGACAGGAUCUCAUUCUGUAGCUCAGGCUAGCCUGGAAUUCACUAUGUAUCCCAAGUUAGCCUCAAAAGUUCAGUAAUUUUCCUAAGUCAGUCUCCUAAUGACUGAACAUUUAGUUAGUUAGUUGCCUAUUUAUGGACAGGGUCUCAUUCUGUAGCCUAGGCUGGUCAAAAAGUCAGUAUCUGGUCCAUAAUGACCUUAAAAUUUUGGUAAUCCUUCUGCCUUAGUCUUCCAAAUUCUGGGAUUAUAGAUGUAUAUCCUCUGUUUGUUUGUUUGUAGGUUUUUUGUUUUAUUUUGUUAAGUCAGGAUCUCCCUAUCUAGCUCUGGCUAUCCUGAAGCUAUGUUUAUCAAGCUGACCUUGAACUCAGAUCUGUCUGCCUCUAUGUCAUGAGCAUUGAGAUUAAAGGUGUGUGCCACAACGUGCUUGUUUUUAAGGAAUAUUGAAAUAAGCAUUUAAACCAUUUGUGUGUAUGUUUACUUGUGCUGAUGUACUUGCACCAUGGCCAAGUGUAGAGGUCAGACACAAUCUAAACAGUUUAUAGUAGUUGGUUCUUUUCUUCGAGCAGGUAGGUUCUGGGGGUUGAACUAGGUUGUCAGGCUUGGUGGCAAGCCUGAGAUUGUAUCCUAAUCUUUAUCUUAUUUAAAAAUAUGUAAGUGUGUGUGUGUGUGUGUGUGUGUGUGUGUGUGUGUGUGUGUGUGUGUGUAUUUUAACUUGCUCACCCUUGCUUCCCUGGAUGGCCCAGAAUUUCCUAUGCAGACCACCACCAAAUCUACCUGCCUGUGCCUCCCAAGUACAGAAAUUGAAGGCAUGUACCACCACAUCUGUACUUUAUUUAGAAUUUGUUCAUUUUUGCCAGAUAUGGUGGCACAUACCUUUAAUCCCCUUGGGAGGCAGAGAUAAGUAGAUGUCUGUGAGUUUGAGGCUAGAAUGGUCUAUCUACAAUGGGAGUUCCAGGAUAACCAGGGCUCUUAUUACACAGAGAAAACCUGUCUCAAAACAACAAACCAAAAAGAAAUUAUGUGCAUUUUUAUUUUAUGUGUCUGUUUGCUUGCAAGUAUGUCUGUGCAUGAUGUACAUACUGUAAACUGAAUACAGCCCUUUGCAAGAACAUUAAAUGGUCUUAACCACUGAGCCAUCAUUCCAAUCUCCCAGUUUAUUUUCAGUCUCCCAAUAUUUAUAUUUAUUGUGAUUCCAUUGUAAUUGAGGUCAUUUAUAAAAUUUGCCGUGCAUGUUAUUGUGAUGCUUAAGAGGUUUAGCGCUUUCUUCCAGCAUUUUAAAUUUUAGACUUAGAUUAUGGAUACUCAAAAAUAUAUGUAUAAGAAAAAAAAGAGAAAUGUUUUAUGUGUGUAAUUAUACCACUGCAGUCUUCAAUGUAGGGCAAAGGAGCAAAACGGGGAGAGGGUGUAGGAUCUUUCAUUCAGUAUGUUUUGGCUGAAGAAAAUGCUAAUGGUACCAAAUUUGGUUUUGAAUUUUUUCUUUUUUAGAAGUGUGUUCAUCUAGUAGUUUUAUUUAACAACAAGAUAAGUAGUUACUCGGGAAAAAGAUAAUUUUAUUUACCAUGGGAUUUACAGGGAUUUAAAGCCAUAAAUAGCUAUUAAUUAUAUUGGUUGCUUAAUUCAUACUGAUAAACAUACAUUGGAGGCUUGAAUUUUUUAAUUACAUUUAUUUGUGUAUGUGUGUACACGUGUUCAUGUCUCCUGUGAAUGUCUGUGAGAAUGCUGGGCUGUGGUAGCUCCGGGACACAGGAACUUACUCUCGGGACUCAGGAAGCAGAGUGGAUCUCUUGAGAAUGUAUGUGCACGUCUGUGUGUGUAUGUCAGUGGAGGUCAGAGGACAACCUGAAGGACUUGGUUCUUUCUCUACCAUGUGGAUUCUGGGGUUCAAAGUCAGUCAUCAGGCUUUGGGACAAAUGCCUUUAACUGAUGAGUGCCAAACCAAAUAUGGAAAUGCUAAUGCCUGGAGAUACUGUACCAAAGUUUUUGAUAUGCUCACAGUAGCAGCUUUAAUAGAUGAGCAGAUUUUGUGUGUUCAUGGCGGUUUAUCUCCUGAUAUCAAAACACUGGAUCAAAUUCGAACUAUUGAACGAAAUCAGGAAAUUCCUCACAAAGGAGCAUUUUGUGACUUGGUGUGGUCAGAUCCUGAAGAUGUGGACACUUGGGCAAUCAGUCCCAGAGGAGCAGGUUGGCUAUUUGGAGCAAAAGUCACAAAUGAGUUUGUUCAUAUCAACAACUUAAAACUCAUCUGCAGAGCACAUCAGCUUGUGCACGAAGGCUAUAAGUUUAUGUUUGACGAGAAGCUGGUCACAGUGUGGUCUGCUCCUAACUACUGCUAUCGCUGUGGAAACAUUGCUUCCAUCAUGGUCUUCAAAGAUGUCAAUACGAGAGAACCAAAGUUAUUCCGAGCAGUUCCAGAUUCAGAACGUGUUAUUCCUCCCAGAACCACGACGCCGUAUUUCCUUUGAGGCCUUUGCCAUCCCACUGGCCCACUUUUUGCCCUCUUUUACCCCAACUUUCUUGUACCCUCUACAAUAUACUUUUUAUUGAGCACUUUGCUGCUGAAAUGCUGCCUCUUGCCUUUUUUUUUAAUUUUAAAUUAUCUAAAUUUAUUGUUUGUUAUGGUGUCAAUAGCAGUGUUUUUCUAUCAGUUUUGUCACUCCUCCUACCCCACCUUGGACUCGUUUGAGAAGACUUGAGAAAUGUCUUAAUACUCACAUUGCUGCAUGUAGCUCUUGCUUUUUUGCUGUUCUGGGGAGACAGGAAGCAUUUCUUUUUUAAAAAAGCCAAUUGACAAUGACUUGGAAGUCCUCCUCAUUUGUAUCAGCCAGCCUUCUGUUUUUGUUUGGUAGGAUUUAAAAAAUUUCAGCAGCAAAGUUGCCCAGUGGGCAGGAUGGACUGCAUAUGCCUGAGUCGUGUACCCUUGUCAACCCGGCUGUAAACCUCACUGUCCUUUGUUGGAUGAUAAUUUGAUGUUUUAAAAGGGUAUAAAAUAAAUUGGUCUAAAGGGCUGCCCUCCUUGUUGUGUUUUUAAAUUUUAGUUAAAAACUGCUACAGCUAUGACUUUGUACAUUAAGAUAAUUGUACUGAUCUUUUUUCAGAAAUCUUGUAUUUUUUAAUAAAAUAAUCUUAAAACCCAGAUAGGUUAAGUGUUAGAAAUUUUAAACAACUUACAUUGUUAGCUGAAAGUUUCUUUUUCUUUCUUACUUUUUCUUUUCUUUCUUUUUUUUUUUUUCUUUUUCAUUUUCUUUGUUGAGUUUUUGACCCUUUGGUUGAGUUAAAUUUCAAUUGAAAUUCAAUAUUUUUUUAAAAAAAUCACUAAAUUGUGCCUAAAGAACAUAACUGCCAUAUUAAUGUUUUUAUUUCUAUAGUAUUAGAAAAACAUUUAAUACUUGUAGCAUUGAUGUGUUGAUUUGAUACCAGUUGAGUAGAAUGUGCUCAGUCCAGUUUACACUCUGUCAUGAGUAUCAUCAAGUAAACACAUGUACUUUUCAAUAGCAAGCAUUCUCUCACUGUAACCCUUGACCUUAACUUUUACAAAGUAUUCAGUUUUUAACUGCAAUUUUAAAGGCUGAACAAUCAGAACCCUUGUGUUUGUGAAGUAUAAUCUGAAGCAGAUUAUUUAAAGUUUAAGAAGAAACAGACUGUUCUCUUGUGAAGGUCUGUCAUACCAUAUUUCAGCUUUGUGUUUGUAACUUGACUAUCUAAAGGGUUGUGAUGAUCAGUUCUUGAUAUAUAAUUGUCCAUUAAUAAGGACAAGUAUAUCAUUAUCUCUUAUGACUGUACUCAUAGAUGAUUUUGGGAUAUACCAUCUUAUGAAAUUGUUGGUAUCCCUUUAUAAUUUCUUGUCAUCCUAGGAAAUCCAUGUGAAGUCGAUUGAUAAAGCACUUUAGCAUCUGUUCAGGUAGUUUUCAAAGCAACUUUUCCCCUUCAGGAUAAGAACUUCCAGGUUAUCUAAAAAUGCAAUAAAGAUCUUAAUAGUCUAAGCUUCUUGGCAAAUAAUCUUUCAUCAGGGUUUCUUUUACUCAAUGAGCACAAUAUUAUUUUGAUUUUAUUUGUCCCCAACCACCCACCUCCUUGUACAGUUUUUAAUUGUGUAGCUCUGUGAAAAAAGUGGCUGAGACAUUUGAUACACACACUUGAACUAAUAGUGGAUCGGUAGCUUUGUGCUACUGUCCUAACCCCAGUGUAAUUCAGGUGGAAAGGUAUUUUUAUCUCACAGGAAUAUGUAGCUAUGUAUUUUACUAAUUGUGAAACACUGGAAUUAAUGAUGCAGACAACUUGGUGUGGUUUUUGAACAGCUCUGCAGUAUUUUCUUGAUCAUGUUACCAUGAAUUGUAUUUAAGUGCUUGCCCUCCUGCUUUUAAGUUGUACCAGUUAAACCAGUAACUCUCAAUCCCCUUUCCACUUCACACUCCUUAGCUUAGUUGAUGUAGUUGUUUUCAUUCUCCUUGUAAUGUGACUUAUUUUCAAGUCAUGGUGUACUGCAUUUGUUUGUCACUAGCUGGGCAUGUGCCAAUAAUAUUCUGUCCAUUCCUUAACUGCCAUCUCUGUUUUGCCUGACUAUUCUUCCACUGAUAAUGGCUUUGGGGCAUGGAAAAAGUAGUUUUUGCUAUUAGACUUGUGAAGGAAAGAGAGAGUGAAUGAAUGUAUUGGACUUUGUAAGCCUGAAAAAGAAUAUUUGGAUCCCUCUACUAAACAAGGGCUAUGUAUUAUACAGAGUAAUCUUGUGGGAGAUACUUGCAAGCCAGAGAUCUGUAGGCGAGGGAAUCUGCUACUCCCUGUAUCUAGGCCGAAUGUAAAAUCCCUUAUGUUGUAUCAAUGGAGCUAAGAACUAUUUUUAUUUGCCUGUGAUAUUCUUGGUUUCUAAUAAAGUGUUCUAGGCUCCAGUGAGAACUGUCUACUUUGAAUUGCCAUCUCCUCCCUUUCUUCAUUGGCUGAUAGACUCUUGGCUAGCUUUCCAUAGGUCAAUGCUUCUCCCUGAAGAAUCUCAUUUCUUUAAAUGUGUUCACUCGUGCGUGAUCCUAAAAAGCCUUGACUACAUCUAAUAUACAGCCUGUACCAGCUCCUGUUCUAUCUGGAUAUCUAGAACUGUUGGAAGAUUUUGACAUCUUAAAUGCUGAGUUUUGCUUUUGAAAUAAGGUUCAAAAUGUUCGUUGCAUUUAAGAUCUGUGUGUGUUUGCUCUGUAACCCCAGCUCCGGGUGUUGGAAAAUGCCUGUACUGUGAAAGCCUGCCAUUGUCAGAAGUAGAAUCACUUUUGUCAGAUUCCAGAAAAUUAUGUACAGAGUUAAAGAGAUUUAACUACAAGAUUUAUCUACAAGAAUCCAAAUCUUUCAAUGUCACUGUUUUCUAAAUGCUAAUGUUUGUAAAGCACCUUCAGUUCUUUGAAUGAAAGGUGCUGCAUUCCCUCGGUGUCAAUUAAUAAAAAGAUUAUAGGAA
This is a messenger RNA of Mus musculus (house mouse), 6460 nucleotides long. It is a transcript of the gene Ppp6c, whose product is annotated as protein phosphatase 6, catalytic subunit. The coding region runs from base 2817 to 3488 and encodes 223 amino acids. Gene Ontology annotation, biological process: negative regulation of cGAS/STING signaling pathway. The transcript is spliced from 4 exons. The record is from RefSeq and is a predicted model, not a curated record. Gene Ontology annotation, molecular function: protein serine/threonine phosphatase activity; hydrolase activity. NCBI's taxonomy places the organism in Eukaryota, Metazoa, Chordata, Mammalia, Rodentia, Muridae. Gene Ontology annotation, cellular component: cytosol; cytoplasm; mitochondrion.